UUGUUACCAUCAUCCCCGCCAGCUUGUCUUUGGCUGGGUCGGGUGCAACUUCCAUUUUAGGUGUUGGAUCUGAAAGAGGAGGCGAGGGGCAAAAAAGCCAGAAAGGAAGAAGCAGCAGCAGAUCCCAGAGGAGAAAGAGGUGGAGAGGGAAAAAAAUCACUACAUUGGCUGGUUUUUUUUUGUUUUUUUUUUAAACCAACACAUUUUGGCAGGCUUUUGCCAAAUGUUUUGCCUCUUACAUUUCCUUUAGAAAUUUGUUGGAAAAGUCCACAUUAGAGUUUUGGGUGUGUGUUUGCAAAGAGACCAUAAAAAGGAUCUCACGGAGGGAAAUUUUGUUGGAGACUGACAUUGUCACCCUGAGAGAUUAGAAGGGAAGUUAUAGGGCAGAGGAACAGCCACACUGACAACUUUUUUAUUUAUUUUUGCUUUUAUUUCUUCCCCCGGUACUUUAAAAAACCCACAAGGAGGAGAAACAAACUUAUAGAUCUCGCGAGUGCAGCUCCUGAGAAGGGAGAAAGCCAGGCUCUCUUCCCUCCUGCUUCCUCACUGGUGGUGGCUGGGCUGCUUCUCCCAUGAUUUUUUACAUCUAGACCUGGCUGUGCUGUGCCUUAGCCAAUCAAAUCCGACCUUCCUUCCUUACAGUGAGGGGCUCCUUCCCCUCUUUCUCCCCCCUCACCCGUCUGACCCUGGUGUUCUCACACGCCCCGUGCCCUACACCCUCCCUCCCCCUCCCCCCGUGUGGGGCCCUCAUCACCAUGGACGACUCGGAAGUGGAGUCAACUGCCAGCAUCCUGGCCUCCGUCAAGGAGCAGGAGGCGCAGUUUGAGAAGCUGACCCGGGCGCUGGAGGAGGAGCGGCGCCACGUCUCGGCGCAGCUGGAGCGCGUCCGGGUCUCCCCACAGGACGCCAGCCAGACGAUGGCCAACGGCACCCUCACCCGCCGGCAUCAGAACGGCCGUUUCCUGGGCGAUGCUGACCUGGAGAGGCAGAAAUUUCCAGAUCUGAAACUCAACGGACCACCGGACCGCAGCCACCUCCUCUACAGCACGAUCCCCAGGAUGCAGGACCCAGGCCAGAUUGUGGAGGAGACGUAUACCAUGGAGGAGGACCCAGAGGGUGCCAUGUCUGUUGUCUCAGUGGAGACAUCUGAUGAUGGGACCACCCGGCGCACAGAGACCACGGUGAAGAAGGUGGUGAAGACUGUGACCACGCGGACAGUACAGCAGGUCCCCGUUGGGCCGGAUGGGUUGCCUGUGGAGGGUUCUCCUGUCUCCAAUAACUACAUCCAGACAGUGGACAGGAACUUCCGUAAAAAUGGCAACGGGGGGCCUGGCAGCUACCUGGGCCAGCCUGGCACCGCCACACUCCCCCGUAACUAUCACUACCCAGAUGGCUACGGUCGCCCCUAUGAGGACGGCUACCCUGGCAGCGACCACAGCUAUGGCAGCCUGUCCCGUGUGACCCGUAUCGAUGAACGUUACCGUCCCGCCAUGGAUGGCUACCGGGCCCCGAGCCGUCAGGAUAUCUACGGUCCCCAGCCACAGGUGCGGGUAGGGGGGAGCAACGUGGACCUGAACCGCUUUCACCCAGAGCCAUAUGGGCUGGAAGACGACCAGCGCAGCAUUGGCUACGAAGACAUGGACUAUGGGAUGAUGCCGGACUAUGGCACUGCCAGGCGGGCGGGGACUCCCUCAGACCCCAGGCGUCGACUCAGGAGUUAUGAGGAUAUGCUGGUGGAUGAGGUGGCCCCUGAUCAGUACUACUGGGCCCCACUGGCCCAGCAUGAGCGUGGCAGCCUGGCGAGCCUGGACAGCCUGCGGAAGGGAGGGCCCCUGCCAGCCAACUGGCGCCAGCCAGAGCUGCCUGAGGUGAUUGCCAUGCUGAAUUUCCGCCUGGAUGCGGUCAAAUCCAAUGCGGCGGCUUACCUGCAGCACCUGUGCUACCGCAACGACAAGGUGAAGACGGAAGUGCGAAAGCUGAAGGGCAUUCCGGUGCUGGUAGGGCUGCUGGACCACCCCAAGAAGGAGGUACACUAUGGGGCCUGUGGGGCCCUUAAGAACAUCUCCUUUGGCCGAGACCAGGACAACAAGAUUGCCAUCAAGAACUGCGAUGGUGUCCCUGCCCUGGUGCGGCUGCUGCGCAAGGCCCGUGACAUGGACCUCACUGAGGUCAUCACAGGGACGUUGUGGAAUCUCUCCUCUCAUGACUCUAUAAAGAUGGCCAUUGUGGACCACGCGCUGCAUGCCCUCACUGACGAGGUCAUCAUCCCGCGCUCCGGCUGGGAGAAAGAGCCCAACGAGGACUCCAAGCCACGCCACAUAGAGUGGGGGUCGGUGCUCACCAACACCGCUGGCUGCCUUAGAAACGUGAGCUCUGAGCGGAGCGAGGCUCGUCGGAAACUGCGUGAGUGCGACGGGUUGGUGGAUGCCUUGAUAUACAUUGUCCAGUCGGAGAUUGGCCAGAAAGACUGCAACAGCAAGCUGGUCGAGAACUGUGUCUGCCUGCUGCGGAACCUAUCGUAUCAAGUCCACCGUGAGAUCCCGCACGCUGAGCGCUACCAGGAAAUGCCUCUUAACCCCGCCAACAAUGCUGGGCCCCACGCUGCCAGCUGCUUUGGUGCCAAGAAAGGCAAAGAUGAGUGGUUCUCCAGAGGCAAAAAACCUCUAGAAGAGCCUGGUGCUGAUACAGUGGACUUUCCCAAAAGAACAAGUCCUGCAAAAGGGUAUGAGCUCCUCUUCCAACCAGAAGUAGUCCGGAUAUAUAUCUCGCUGCUGAAGGAGAGCAAGACCCCUGCCAUCCUAGAGGCCUCAGCAGGAGCCAUCCAGAACCUGUGUGCUGGUCGCUGGACGUAUGGCCGGUACAUCCGUUCGGCGCUGCGCCAGGAAAAGGGGCUCUCUGCUGUCGCUGAUCUCCUGACCCACGACAGUGAGCGGGUGGUGAAAGCAGCAUCCGGCGCCUUGCGUAACCUGGCAGUGGAUUCCCGCAACAAAGAACUGAUAGGUAAACAUGCCAUCCCCAACCUAGUGAAGAACCUGCCAGGCGGGCAGCAGACCCCAGCCAAGAACCUGUCUGAGGACACGGUGGUGUCGAUCCUGAACACCAUCAACGAGGUCAUUGUGGACAAUUUGGAGGCCGCCAAAAAACUGCGUGAGACUCAGGGCAUCGAGAAGCUGGUGCUGAUCAACAAAUCUGGGAACAGAUCAGAGAGGGAAGUCCGAGCCGCUGCCCUUGUCUUGCAGACAAUUUGGGGGUAUAAGGAACUGCGGAAGCCACUGGAGAAGGAAGGAUGGAAGAAAUCUGACUUCCAGGUGAAUCUAAACAAUGCCUCUCGGAGCCAGGGAGGUAACUCGUUCGAUGACAGCACCUUGCCCCUCAUUGACAGGAACCAAAAAGCAGAUAAGAAAUCCUCCCGAGAGGAGAUCCAGAUGAGCAACAUGGGACCAGACAACAACUACACCACACUGGAGGAGAGAGACCACAAUAGGACCCUAGACCGGUCUGGAGACCUGGGCGACGUGGAGCCGCUGAAGGGAGCACCGUUGAUGCAGAAGAUCUAGUCUCCUCCCUGCCUCCGCUCAGUUUGGGUUUAUAGUAUGUUAUAUACAACUCUUUCUUUGUGGUGGAAUGGACUGAUUUUUACCUUACUUUUGCUGGACUCUUUUUGUGCCAACUACCCAGCCAAAUGAUUGGCCCUCUGCACCCCUUCUGCCUGGGGGUGGGGGACAUCCGGACAGGGCCCCCUCACUCCCUUCUGUAGACGGCUGCCCCUCGAUCCUUGGACGCCUUUUUAUCUUUCCUUCCAAGAGCAACUUCUGCAGACCAAAUACUUCUGAGGGAUCUCACUGGAGCGACUAAGGCAGGCUCUUCAAGGAACUCCUCCUCUGACGCCACAAUCUCCUGCUGCACUCACAGCGCAAGGUGGAUCUCAGUGGAGCCCUGUUGUACUGGGAUUGCUUUUCCUUUAAGAGACAUCAGCUCUGCUCCUGGAGGCAGGGGUCCAAGUCCACCGCUGCCUCUUAGCCUAUAGAAUAUAUUUUUGUGUGUGAUCACUUUGCAACAAAGGAUGCUGGGAAUACAGGAACAUUCCAGGCAGUGGUGAUGGGAGGGGUAGGGACUGGCAGUUGCUGGGAGGGGGAAAUCGCAAUACUCCUGUCUCAUGAUUGAUUGCAUUUGGAUGCCAGAUGGUGGUUGUGGGGAAGUCCUGUCCUGAGUGGACUUCUGUUUGGUUGGCCUAUUGCCUCUUAUAUGGGGGAGGAGAGGUGUGUAAAUGGAUGUGCAAGGGUGGGGAUUGGAUCACUUUGCUUCCUACUCUGUAGUGGGGCCUGGGUGAGUGUUCAUCCGGAUGGGUUGUUCAGGGGCAGGUAUUUGAGAGAGGAGCCAGCUUGGGAGACAGUGGCGAGGGAUGUGAGGGAGAAGAUCCUGGUAUGUAGCAGGGGCAGGGCUGGCUCUCCGAUGGGAAGAGGGUGUCGGGUUUUUUAAGAGAUGCACUGUUUCGUUAACUGUCCUAAGUCUGAAAGGUGCCAUGGCUUGGGGUAUGCUGGGAGGAGGGGGGUGAUGGAUUGGGACGGGUGGUGAUAGGAAGCAAAAACUGGCUUGGAACUACUAUCCCCAUCCCAUACACAUUGGGUGAAUGCAGCAGUGUCUGUCGGUCUCUCGACACGUGCCUUUCUUUGCCACUGUGAAACAGUUUCUUCCAACUCGUAGGCCCGCUCGCCUGGUAGAGGAGGAGGAGGUGUGUGUUUGGAUUCAAGGAGUUGGGGAUCUCUGGCAUAGACUAGCUUCUGCUCUCCUCCCCACUUGGGGUUCUGGCCUUACUGUGUUGAUACCUCCCCUGGACACAAGGGGUAGCUGGAUUCCCAGGAAUGUUUGGGUUGUGGGGAUAAGUAGGGGCUUCUCUGUCCUACCUAAAUCCUCAUUGCAGUGAGGUGGGGAAGGGAGAGCAUUGUCAGCCUGCACAUAAUGGGAUUGCCUGCUGAGACUGGGAAGCUUCAGGGACUUAGGUGGGAACACCAAGUGGUCUUGGCCUCCCCACCCCAUUCAGCCAGGUGGAAGGGGAAACCAUGGGUGCUCUGAUGAAGGGGGUGUGUCUUUGCCUCCCCAUGGAAGACGUUCCUAGCCCCUCUUCUGCAUACAGUGCAACUGUAAGCCUCCCCUUAAGGCCACAAACUGGACCUGGAUUGCUCUAGUCUUGUGUGCUCAAAUGGGAUUCUCAUUUUCCCCCCACUGUGCAUGCACUACACAAGGGAGAAGGUCUGGGCUGGGAGAUCUCUGUGCCUCUCUAACCCCACCUUUGUCGCUUCCAGCCUUUUUCCCUUGGAAGGGACUGAAGUACAAAUCCAAGCUGUCUUUCUGGGGUCUAACUCUUAUGUAUGUAAAACACUAAUUCCUUUUUUAAUUCCAGAUGAACCAAAAACUCCUCCUUUCCCCCACAGACUGCUUUAGCACCUGCAGCGGGGAACCAAUAACUGACUAUUUUGCUCUCUUCUGCACCCCUUGUUGUGGGGUGCGGGGAACCUGUUCUUUGUCUGAUUCCUGCGCGCGCUCUUGUAAUGCUUUUAAAACAAAAUGAUUUUUUUAUAUAAAUAAAGUUUUUAAAGUGUGUA
Terrapene triunguis (Three-toed box turtle) is the source of this 5603-nucleotide messenger RNA. RefSeq names its product catenin delta 1 (gene CTNND1). The record is from RefSeq and is a predicted model, not a curated record. Gene Ontology annotation, biological process: cell-cell junction assembly; cell-cell adhesion. NCBI's taxonomy places the organism in Eukaryota, Metazoa, Chordata, Testudines, Emydidae. Gene Ontology annotation, molecular function: cadherin binding. The transcript has 20 exons. Gene Ontology annotation, cellular component: nucleus; cytoplasm; plasma membrane. The coding region runs from base 756 to 3557 and encodes 933 amino acids.